UAUUUUUGUGUACAAAGUUAGCAACGCUCACCACCGCCUUUGCCACAGAGCCAAACAUGGCGGAAGAAGAAGAAAUAGUGGGAGAAGUAGAAGCAUUACAAGCUGUUUACGGCGAUGAUUGCUUACUCCUACAAACUUAUCCUCCUUCGUUUCAUCUUCAUAUCAAGCCUCGUACUGCCGAUGAUUCUUCUCAACAGUUUGUGGAAGCAAUCAUAGGAAUCCAGGCUGGUUCAAAGUAUCCUGACGAGCCACCUGCUAUUAGAAUUGUUGAUUCCAAGGGUCUUGAUGAGCAAAGGCAAAAACAAUUGAUAAGUUGUAUUUCAGAAAGGGCCAGUGAACUUUCCUCAUGUCUAAUGCUUGUAGCACUUUGUGAGGAAGCAGUGGAGCGGCUUUCGAGUAUGAAUCACCCUGAUGGAGAGUGUCCGUUGUGCUUGUAUCCGUUAGUUGCUGAAGAUUCAGGAAGCUCUGAGCCAUUUAUGAAACUAAUGUCUUGUUUUCAUUGCUUUCAUUGUGAGUGCAUCAUCAGAUGGUGGAAUUGGCUUGAACUACUAAAAGAAUCUGAUGCCCCUACAGCUUCUGGUUCUGCUUCAUCUUCUGGAAGUAUCACGGAUCAGGAUGAAGAAUCUAGGAGGAAGUGCCCAGUUUGUCGCAAAUCUUUUCUUGCAAAGGACAUUGAGCAUGUGCUUGACUUUGUGAAGACUCAGCAUGCUGUGACCUCCAGCAGGUUUGAAGUUAACAAUGAGGACAAGAUUCUUUCCUCAGACUCGGAAAAAUUAAGAAGAGAGAAAUUUGAUGCAAUACUGAAACUCCAGCAAGAGAAGGGCGGCCUAAUUGAAAUCAAAAAGCAUGAAGUGUUGCGGCCAGGUAUUUUUCUUCCACAACCUGCUGCAUUACCCUCAACAGCAUCCACUGAGGAGGCAAAAGAGCAACAAGACAAAGAUAUGGCAGUCAACUCCAGAACAAAUUCUAGUGGUUCCACAAACAAACCUAAUACCAGUAGAGGAAGGAACUCCGGCACAAAGAAACACCAGGGGCACAAUUCAAGAAAACAAGUUGCUCAAAGUUCAAGAAAACAAGUCACUCAGUGGGUUAAGAAAGAAAAUAGUAAUGCGACGUGAUAUGCAAUCCUUAAAAAAAAAAAGCUGAAAGGAAAGAAAACCAUUGUUUCUUGUCAUUAUUCAUCGGUAUGCUGACAUGAUCAAUUCUAAUAUAUCAAUGUCAAGCAGGGUUAAGUAGUGGCAUAAUUUGGGAAAUCAAGGAAGUUGGCUGAUAGGCGGCAUCUACUGUUUAUUGCGCAGAGUGUCAUGAUUGGAAGUGAUAAAUUUCUCAUUUGUAAGAUUUCUGUACCUUCUAUGAUAUCUUUCUCCAAGACAAAAUAUAUAUUAAAAACUUUUCAAAACAAUUA
This is a messenger RNA of Solanum tuberosum (potato), 1405 nucleotides long. RefSeq names its product E3 ubiquitin-protein ligase RNF25. Gene Ontology annotation, biological process: protein ubiquitination. The record is from RefSeq and is a predicted model, not a curated record. Gene Ontology annotation, molecular function: protein binding; ubiquitin protein ligase activity. Lineage: Eukaryota; Viridiplantae; Streptophyta; Magnoliopsida; Solanales; Solanaceae. Gene Ontology annotation, cellular component: nucleus. Bases 57 to 1118 code for a protein of 353 amino acids. The transcript has 7 exons.